GCUUUGCGUCGACCAUUGACACUGACAGUAUACAACUUAUAUGUCUACUUGCAUCUUAUUUCAUUCUCGACAGCUUAUUCGUUAUUGUCCCGCUGUCAUUCAGCACAACUGCUUUCUACCACUGCUCGCACAUUUUGUUUUGGAGGGGAAUGCUAAAUAAUAGCACCGACACUGAACUGCUCGUUAGCUUAUUGCUAGCUAACAGCUAGCUAACUAACCGAGCUGCCAAUGAUUCAACAUCCACAAAAUGUCACAUAACUGUGAGUGUGAAUGCGUCUCCAUUAGCUCUAGGUUCGUGAGGACUUUCUGUAAUAGGGACAACUCACUCUGAGAGUGAAUAUUUGCACCUUACGAAGCACAAAUCGUGUCCUGCAGAGCUCACCUGAAGUGACCUCUGCCCUGUGAAGAGGUUAUGGCUCUGCUGUCUAACUGUACUGUAGCUUUGCUCCUCCUCGCCUUUGCUUUGUCAACAUGUUUAUACAUAAACAAUUUAUCUAACCAUGAGACCAGACUAGUUAGAUCAGUCUAUGCUAAACUAAAUAGAAUCAAACCACAUGAAAGGCUUGUUAAUACUAAUCCAACAAAAACACAGAACAAUUCAGUGGAUACAAAGGGAGUGCACCCAGAAAGCUCCCAAAACACUGAUAUUUCCAGAGACAUUAAAUGUACCAUGGCCCCUGAGAGUAGGUUUGACUGUGCCAGGGACCGGCUUCUCAGCCAGGGGGAGUGUGAACAGAGGGGAUGCUGCUACGCUCCUCUGCCAAAGUCUGCAGGACCACCUUGGUGCUUCUACCCCAGUUUGUACCCCGGCUACAAAAUGGGUCCCUUCAGUCCCACCACGCGAGGCCGUGCUGCCAACCUGACUCGUGCCACCCCAUCCUAUCUCCCCAGAGAUAUCUCCACUUUAAAACUAGAAAUCAUAGAAGAGACUGCAGGCUGCUUACACCUCACUUUAAAGGAUUCAUCGUCUCAGCGAUAUGAAGUUAAGCUCCCAGCUGGUGUUCCUCAGAACAAAUCUGAUCCGACACAAGAUGUCCUGUAUACCACUGAAUACCAGUCUGACCCAUUUGGCUUCAUAGUGCGGCGGAAAUCUAAUGGAAGAGUGAUUAUGAACACCACGGUCGCUCCUCUGCUGUUUGCUGACCAGUACCUGCAGCUGUCCACCUCACUGGCCUCUUCUCUUGUGUCUGGCCUUGGGGAGCAUUACACCUCCCUCCUCCUGGACCUUAACUGGACUUCUCUCACUCUCUGGAACAGAGACAUGGCGCCUCACGCUGAUGCUAACCUCUACGGCUCCCACCCAUUCUACAUAGUACAGGAGGAGGACAGGUGAUGUUGCAGCCGACUCCUGCUCUCACCUUGGUGGCUAUCGGAGGAAUCCUGGACCUGUAUGUCUUCUUGGGUCCUGACCCUGAAAGUGUUAUACGACAGUACCUCCAGGUCAUUGGCUAUCCUAUGAUGCCUCCCUAUUGGUCGCUGGGUUUCCAUCUGUGUCGCUGGGGUUACACAACCACUAAUACGACCCGACAUGUGGCUGAACGCAUGCACAAUUCAAAGUUUCCCAUGGACGUGCAGUGGAAUGAUCUGGACUAUGCAGCCAAGCGCAGGGUAUUCACCUUCGACCCCUGGCGCUUCGGGGACCUCCCAGAGAUGGUGGAGGAGUUCCACGAGAGAGGCAUGAAGUACAUCCUCAUCCUGGACCCUGGGAUCAGCAGCACUAGCCCCCCUGGAACUUACUCGCCCUUUGAUGAUGGACUGAAACGAGACGUCUUCAUUAAAAAUGCAACAGGACACAUCCUGAUAGGGGAGGUUUGGCCGGGCCCAACAGCCUUCCCAGACUUCACCAACCCAGAGACCAGAAGCUGGUGGGAGGACUGCAUCAGAGAUUUUCAUUCUAAAGUUCCUGUGGAUGGUCUGUGGAUUGACAUGAAUGAACCAGCCAGUUUUGUGCAGGGCUCAGUGGAGGGCUGUCCUGACAGUGAUCUUGAGAACCCGCCCUACACCCCCAUAGUGGUUGGAGGCCAGUUGAACUCAGGAACUCUUUGUAUGUCGGCUCAGCAGAAGCUGUCCACUCACUACAACCUGCACAACAUGUAUGGACUGACAGAAGCCUAUGCCACGCACAGUGCUCUUAGGAAGGUACGAGGGAAGAGACCCUUCGUCCUGUCUCGCUCCUCCUACCCUGGCAUCGGACGCUUCUCUGGAGUGUGGACAGGGGACGUCAGGAGUGACUGGGAGCAGAUGCGAUACUCCAUCCCUGCGGUGCUGCAGUUCAGCCUGUUCGGCGUGCCCCUUGUGGGGGCGGACAUCUGUGGCUUUGGAGGCAACACCACUGAGGAGUUGUGUGUGCGAUGGAUGCAGCUUGGGGCCUUCUACCCAUUUAUGAGAAACCACAAUGACAAGCCAAACGCUCCUCAAGAGCCCUAUGUAUUUGGGCAAAAGGCCCAGGCAGCCAUGCGAAGUGUAUUGAACCUUCGUUACUCCCUUCUCCCGUUCCUCUACACACUCUUCCAUCAUGCACACGCCACUGCUGAUACUGUGGCCAGGCCUCUCUUCGUGGAGUUUCCCACGGACCCUAACAGUCAGACCAUAGACCGACAGUUCCUGUGGGGGAGUUCGCUUCUCAUUAGCCCAGUCUUAGAGCAAGGGGCAGUCGAACUGGCUGCAUACCUGCCCCCUGGCACUUGGUACAGCCUGCACAAUGUGAGUCGCACAACCCUGUACCACAGUCUCACAAUACCACUCGCACAUAGGAGCCUUAAGCCAAAAGGUCAGCCUUUCUACAGUAAAGGUCAGUACCUGCUCCUGCCGGCCCCUCUAGAAACCAUCAACGUCCAUGUGAGGGAGGGACACAUUAUCCCCCAGCAGGAGCCUGCUUUGACAACCACAGCCUCACGCAGAAACCCUUUCUUCCUGACGGUGGCACUGUCAGCAGGCGGCUGGGCCCGGGGCGACUUGUUCUGGGAUGACGGAGACAGUCUUGACAACUUCGAAAUGGGAAAUUAUUGUUACGUUCUCUUCAUUGCUGGACAGUCUCAGGUGGUGAGUGAUCCUCUUAGGCUUAAUGGAGCCCUCGACGGUUUGGUGCUGGGAGGGCUGCAGGUGUUCGGGGUACCCUCGCCACCCCUCUAUGUAUUAGCCAAUGGGGACAAAGUCAGGGAUUUCACAUACCGCAGUGACACCAAGGUUUUGACAGUGACCAGCCUGGCUUUGCCUAUGACAAAGGUGUUUACAGUUCAGUGGGCUCUCUGAUGCACUGAACCUUGUUACCCAAUAACCUUUGGGAGCCUUUGCACUUUUCACUGCUGCUGAAAACUCCCAGAGUUCAAGAUGCACCUGACUCUUGCUCCACCUCUUUGUCCAAAUCAGAAAGUAGUGCUUUGUAAGAAACAGGUUUUUAAAAAGUGAUGUUAUCAAACAAAGGGAACCAUCAUCUUGAUGUAUCUGUUUUUUUCUUGCUAGGUAUUUUUUACUGCUGCUAACUGCCACACUGAAUCAAGACAACUGUUUAUAACCUCUUUUGUAUUUUUUACAAUUAUGUUUAUAUAAAUCUUUGUUACGGAAGUGCAUUAUAAAUAAAAAUUGUGAAAAAAGAUAGGUGCUGCUUUUGUGCAUUUUGGCUCACUAGAAAGUCUCUGCUACACUAAAUGGAACAGAACCUAAAUUAGUAUCAUUGGUAACACCUCUGAUUACCGUACUAUUUCAUGUCAAAAUGGCAGCUGUGAAAAAGGUUUAUCAAAGUGAAUGGUGU
Morone saxatilis (striped sea-bass) is the source of this 3751-nucleotide messenger RNA. It is a transcript of the gene gaa, whose product is annotated as glucosidase, alpha; acid (Pompe disease, glycogen storage disease type II). Gene Ontology annotation, biological process: glycogen catabolic process; lysosome organization. Gene Ontology annotation, molecular function: carbohydrate binding; alpha-1,4-glucosidase activity. The record is from RefSeq and is a predicted model, not a curated record. Gene Ontology annotation, cellular component: lysosomal membrane. NCBI's taxonomy places the organism in Eukaryota, Metazoa, Chordata, Actinopteri, Moronidae.